Messenger RNA from Rana temporaria (common frog), 2147 nucleotides. It is a transcript of the gene SLC46A1, whose product is annotated as solute carrier family 46 member 1. The transcript has 5 exons. The coding region runs from base 99 to 1499 and encodes 466 amino acids. Gene Ontology annotation, biological process: transmembrane transport. The record is from RefSeq and is a predicted model, not a curated record. NCBI's taxonomy places the organism in Eukaryota, Metazoa, Chordata, Amphibia, Anura, Ranidae. Gene Ontology annotation, molecular function: transmembrane transporter activity. Gene Ontology annotation, cellular component: plasma membrane.
GUGUCAGGGGCGGUAGGUGGGCGGGCUCCUCCCGCUCGAUCCGCCCUCUAUUCUGCCUGUGGCCGCAGUGCGGUCCCCUCAGGUCUCCCGGCCUCGCAAUGUAUGAGAGCGAUAUGAGGGAGGUGGUGGGCUCAGAGCCGGGCACGGUGGAGCUGGUGAAGCCGGAGCGCUGGCGCUGUUAUGUGAGUCGGGUGACGGUGGAGCCGGUGAUGUUCCUGGCGAUGUUCUGUGUGGCCCUGCAGGGUCCCCUCACCACCCAGUACUUGUGGGGGAGAAUCAGCGCCGACAUCGGCUACAACGGGAGCAAGACCGAGGGGUGCACCAACCUCACCGAUGAGCUGGAGAAGGAAGUGGAAAAGCAAACUUCGCACUGGAGUCUUUACUUAAACCUGAGUGGAUUGCUCGUUGGCCUGUUCUCAGUGACUCUCCUGGGUCCAUGGAGCGACCACGUGGGACGUCGCCCAAUACUCAUCCUUCCUUUCAUCGGGCUGACAUUGCAAGUUGGCGUGUAUCUAUUGGUUAUGUACCUAAAUCUACAUGUUGGCUAUUUAUUAAUUGGACGCGUUCUUUCUGGCCUCACCGGGGACUUCAAUACCAUCCUUGCCGGUUGUUUUGCUUACAUAGCAGACAUCACAGAUCGUGAGUCGCGCACAUUCCGUGUUGCUGUACUGGAGGCAUGUCUAGGUAUAGCUGGAAUGGUGGCCAGUAUCAUUGGCGGGUACUGGCGAAAGAGCCAAGGCUUCAUUAACCCAUUCUGGCUUGCGUUGGCUGUUAACGUCUUCACUGCUUUUUAUGUUUAUUUCUGUGUCCGGGAGUCGGUAAAAGACAAGAAGCCAUCAAGCUUGAUUACUCCCAAGCACUAUAAGACGGUCUAUCAGCUCUUCGCUUUGCCUGGAGAGAAUAAACGUAACAGCAAACUAUGGCUGUACUGUUUGGCCCUCCUAUUGGUUGUAACUGUUCACAUGGGAGCAAAGGACCUGAUGGUGAUUUAUGAACUCAGCUUUCCUUUGUGCUGGGACUCUUUCCUUAUUGGCUAUGGAUCAGCGGCCGAACACCUGACCUACCUCAGCAGCCUGGCUGGACUGCGCCUGUUCCAGCUGUUCCUUUCAGAUGGCUGGGUGGCAGAGUUGGGAUUCUUAUCCAAUAUCGCAGGCCUGGUAGUCUUCUCUGUGGCCUCUACCACUCCAGUUAUGUUUACAGGGUAUGGGUUGCGCUUCUUUUCAAUGGCAACUACGCCUGUGAUCCGUUCUAAGUUGUCAAGGCUGGUGGAAGAAGGUGAACAAGGCUCUUUAUUCUCCAUUGUGGCCUGUGUAGAGGUCAUCUCCUUCAUACUCGCCACCACCAUCUUCAACUCCUUGUACCCUGCUACACUCUAUUUCAUGAAAGGCUUCCCCUUCCUAUUUGGAGCAAUUGUCCUCCUCAUCCCAGCUGGAAUAAUUGGGUUGCUGGAAGUCUUUGGCCAAAACCCGGUAUAUAGCCAAUUUGCUGAAAUCUCCUGAAAGCUCAGAUAAGUGCGCUAUUCAACAAAGAAACCUGUGAAGUAUUUGGCUUCAUCCUAUGCCAAGCACGUCAAAUCAGAUGUUUACAAACAGGAAAAAGAAUAUCAAAUGUUAUAUUUCUUUCCUACCUGUUUUGCUAUGCUACCAUGCAUCUCUUGACUGAAUGACUUGGAUGUGAUGUCCAGAUUACACAAUGUAAGAGUUGGUCAAGUAAUCGAUGCACAGAAUUCUUCAGCUUGUGUACUUUUCCAUGGUACAGUCAUUUAUUGGUGUCUUGUCACUUUAAUAAUGCACUAACUUGGGCGUAUUCUAUGGCAGGAUUUAGCAAGGGACCUAAAGAUCAGUUUUGCAUAAUAUAGUUAAAACUGAAGUCUAGUUAAAAAAAAAUCCCUACAGCUUUAGUCAGACCACUUACUAGAGCUGCACGAUUAUUUGUUAAAAAAAAAAUAUCACAGCAUUUCCAGGAUUCAUGUAGAGCUUUCUCUGCUCACAGCUGUCAAAGAAAAAAAAAAAGCUGCAAAGUUUAUCACAACAUUGCUUCACGCUGGGAUAUAAAACACUAUCAUUUGGCUGUUUUUAGAUCAAAGGGAUGAACUUCAGUCUGCAAAUGAGGGCAGUUUAACCACUUUAAGACUAAGCCUUUUUUUU